GGGGCGCACGCGGGCGCGGGACGGGUGGACCCCGCGGGCUCGCGGGCGGGAGCGGCGACCGAGCGCGCCCUGGCUCUGCCUCCCGGGCACUUGCCUGGUCCCCGCGCGCUGCUGGCCGCCGCCGACACACGGUAGCGGGACCCGGUAGCGACACACAGGCGCGUCCCCGUCCCCGAGGGACGCUGCACUCGGAGGCUCCGGCGGGACCGGCCUGAGAGGAAAGGAAACAUUCAAACUGGAAUUUUAAAUCAUUACAAGUCAGUGAUGGAUCACAAGUUGCAGAAUGCAAUCCUGAAUAGAAUUCUUCGAAAGAAUUGCUUUAAAUAACAGAGGAAAGAAAAUUAUCCAUCACUCUAAAACCCUGAUCUAGAAAAACCUAUUGCACAUACUAGGAAGUUAAAACUGGGGAAAUUUAACUGACUCUUAAUGCACCUGAAUCAAAGGAACUGUCGCUUUGUUUCUCAAAGGAAUUUUAUAUCUGAGAUUAUUUUAAUAGCCAAUCAUUUUAUUAGAAUCUUGACAUGAUCAUCAGGAAGGAGAAACAGAACAAUCGGUAAAGCCCGUGUGUUGGUCAAGAUGACUUCUGAAGAAAUGGCAGCUUCUGAUCUCAUACCUGUGACUCAGAGAAAAGUGGUGUCUUCUCAGUCAGCAGCAGAUGAAAGUAGUGAAAAGGCCUCAGGCGUCAGUGUUCCAAAGACACAUACUCCUGGGCAGAGUAGGCCGACUUCUCAUACCAUCUCAAAACUGAACAAACCCAAAGAGGAAACUUCUGGAAGCAACUUGCCUAGGAUUUUCUCAACAACAAGGGGGAAAAUCAUGAGUGAUGAGAACAGUAAUGAAACGUGCUGGGAGAAAAACAUGCCCGAUUCUGUGAAGAACCUUAACGUGAACGGCAACAACAUAUUGGAAAACCGUCAGUGUGGUCUUCCUCAGAGCCAGUUUUACAAAACAUGCGAUUCUGUUGUAGAAGAAGGCCUGCAUUUGGAAACUGGAAUCUCUUCUUCCCUGGAAAGAAAGGUGUUCCCUGGGAUUCAACUGGAACUAGACGGACCUCCCAUGGGCAUUCGUCCCUUAGAAAAUCAAUCAGCAACCAGCAGGGCACACCCUGACAGCGAUUUGGCGGUAUUUCACUUUCAUUAUGAACUUGACAGAAGAAUGUCAGACAGUGUCUGUACCCUAUCAGACAACUUGAUUUUGGAUGAUUGUGGAAACUGUGUAUCACUGCCUGAUGUUGGUAGGGAGCAAAAGAAAAAUUAUAUGGCAUAUACUUGCAAACUGAUGGAAUUGGCAAAAAGCUGUGAUAAUGAGAACAAGCAGCUACAGGGUGAUCAUUGUGACGCCUUGAACGAUGAAUACAUGUGCUGCGAAGCUUCCUGCCGAAAGGCCAGCGUGGUAUGUUCUAGUGACAGCUUCUGCAGGGAGGGUUUUACUGAUAGUCCAUCUGCCGAGACUUUUCUGAGCCAUUUUGAGGACUUCCCUGAUAAUUGUGAAGACGUAGAAGAUUAUUUUAAAAGUAAAAAGGAGCGAUCCACUUUGUUAGUGAGGAGAUUUUGUAAAAAUGACAGAGAAGUUAAGAAAUCUGUGUAUACUGGGACAAGGGCAAUUGUGAGGACUCUGCCUUCUGGUCACAUUGGACUGGCAGCUUGGAGUUACAUUGAUAUGAAGAGAAGUGGAAGCUUGUUGCCUUGUGGGAGAGUAACGGGCCAGCUAUCAACAGUGCUGGUUAGGCAAGAUGGGAGCCCCUGUCUGUCAGAAGCCCAGUGGUAUCCGAUCUACAAUGCAGUGAGAAGGGGAGAAGAAACAGAAGAUACAAUUGGAUCUCUUCUCCAUUUCUUCACAAAGCUCCCAGCCUCUGAGACAGCCUAUGAAAGGAUUAAUGUUGGUCCCUGCUUAAAGCAAUGUGUUCGAGACACCGUAUGUGAGUAUCGUGCCACCCUCCAACGGACCUCCAUAUCUCAGUACAUCACGGGUUCUCUCCUAGAAGCAACCACAUCUUUAGGAGCAAGAAGUGGGCUUCUCAGUACUUUUGGAGGAUCCACCGGACGAAUGAUGCUGAAAGAACGCCAACCGGGCACCUCUAUGGCCAAUUCCAAUGCCCUCCCUUCAAGUUCAGCUGGGAUCAGCAAGGAGCUGAUUGAUCUGCAGCCCCUCAUCCAGUUCCCCGAGGAAGUCGCCAGCAUCCUGAUGGAGCAGGAACAGAAUAUCUACCGAAGGGUCUUGCCGGUUGACUAUCUUUGCUUCUUGACCCAGAACUUGAGCACUCCAGAAUGUCAGAGGUCCCUGCCCUGCCUCAAAGCAUCCAUCUCAGCAUCAAUUCUUAACUCCCAGAACAGAGAGCACAAUGCUCUUGAAGAUCUCGUGAUGAGAUUUAAUGAGGUGAGCUCCUGGGUGACGUGGCUGAUCCUCACAGCCGGCUCCAUGGAGGAGAAGCGGGAAGUCUUCUCAUAUUUGGUGCAUGUGGCCAAAUGCUGCUGGAACAUGGGCAACUACAACACCGUCAUGGAGUUCUUGGCCGGCCUCAGGUCAAGAAAAGUUUUAAAAAUGUGGCAGUUCAUGGACCAGUCUGACCUGGAGACCAUGAGGAGUCUGAAGGAUGCCAUGGCUCAGCACGAAUCCUCCUGCGAGUACAGGAAGGUGGUGACGCGGGCGCUGCACAUCCCGGGCUGCAGGGUGGUCCCGUUCUGCGGGGUGUUUCUGAAGGAGCUCUGUGAAGUGCUGGAUGGCGCCUCCGGCCUCGUGAAGCUCUGCCCCAGAUACAAUUCCCAGGAGGAAACUCUAGAGUUUGUAGCUGACUACAGUGGACAAGAUAAUUUUUUACAACGUGUGGGACAAAAUGGUUUGAAGAAUUCGGAAAAAGAGUCCACCGUCAACAGCAUCUUUCAGAUCAUCAGGAGCUGCAGCCGCAGUCUGGAGGCGGAGGACGAGGACAGCCCCAGUGAGGGGAGCGGCUCUCGGAAAAACUCCCUGAAGGACAAAGCUCCUCGCUGCCAGUUUGUAAUUGGAGAUUUGCUGGACACAGAAAAUGACAUCUUUGAACAGCCCAAAGAGUGGGACCCUCAUGGGUUAGAAGAGCCACAGAAGGCCUUUGACCACGGGAUAGAGCUCAUCCCAUGGUACGUGCUGUCCAUCCGAGCUGACGUGCACCAGUUCCUGCUGCAGGGGGCCACGGUCAUCCACUAUGACCAGGACACGCACCUCUCUGCCCGCUGCUUCCUCCAGCUUCAGCCUGACAAUAGCACCUUGACCUGGAUAAAGCCCACCACAGCCUCCCCAGCUAGUGCAAAAGCAAAACUUGGUAUGCCUACUGCCACGUCCGAGCCUGGCAAAUUCCCAUUACUGGGCAAUGCUGGAUUAAGUGGCCUGGCGGAGGGGGUCUUGGAUUUGUUUUCCGUAAAGGCUGUGUACAUGGGGCACCCUAGCAUUGAUAUACACACUGUGUGUGUUCAGAACAAACUGAGUAGCAUGUUUCUCUCGGAGACUGGUGUGACACUGCUCUAUGGGCUUCAGACCACGGACAAUAGAUUACUGCACUUUGUGGCACCAAAGCACACAGCUAAAAUGCUCUUCAGUGGGUUGUUGGAACUCACUAAAGCUGUGAGAAAGAUGAGGAAGUUCCCUGACCAAAGACAGCAGUGGCUGCGGAAACAGUACGUCAGCCUCUAUCAGCAUACGGUUAUUCUACAGGAGGAUGGACGGUAUGAAGGCCCAACUUUGGCUCACGCUGUGGAGCUGUUUGGUGGCAGACGAUGGAGUACUCGAAACCCCAGCCCUGGGACAUCAGCAAAGAGUGCCGAGAAGCCCAACAUGCAGAGGAACAACACCCUGGGCAUCGGUACUGCCAAGAAGAAGAAGAAAAUCCUUAUGAGGGGUGAGAGUGGAGAGGCCACCGACGACGAGAUGGCCACCCGAAAGGCCAAACUGCACAAAGAGUGUCGAAGCUGGAGUGGCUCUGAUCCUCAGGACAUUAACGAGCAAGAGGAGUCAGAGGCGAAUGCCAUCACAAGCCCGCCUAACCCUCUCCCUUCCAGAAGAGCCCAUUCUCUGACUACGGCUGGGUCCCCCAUCUUGGCUGCCGGGACGUCAUCUCCCAUCAGGCCAGUGUCCUCCCCUGUGCUGUCUUCAAACAAGAGCCCGUCCAGUGCCUGGAGCAGCAGCAGCUGGCACGGCCGCAUCAAAGGAGGAAUGAAAGGCUUCCAGAGCUUCAUGGUUUCCGACAGCAACAUGAGUUUCGUUGAAUUUGUGGAGCUGUUCAAAUCCUUCAGUGUAAGGAGCCGCAAGGACCUGAAGGAUCUCUUCGACCUCUACGCCGUGCCCUGCAACCGGUCGGGCUCCGAGUCGGCCCCGCUCUACACCAACCUAACCAUUGACGAGAACACCAGCGGUCUUCAGCCUGAUCUAGAUUUGUUGACCAGAAAUGUCUCAGAUUUGGGGCUGUUCAUUAAGAGUAAACAGCAGCUGUCAGACAACCAGAGGCAGAUCUCUGACGCCAUUGCUGCUGCAAGCAUCGUGACGAAUGGCACUGGGGUCGAGAGCACAUCCCUGGGCGUGUUUGGGGUCGGCAUACUUCAGCUCAAUGACUUCCUAGUGAACUGCCAGGGAGAACACUGCACUUACGAUGAAAUCCUCAGCAUCAUCCAGAAGUUUGAGCCUAGCAUUAGUAUGUGUCAUCAGGGCCUAAUGUCAUUUGAAGGAUUUGCAAGGUUUCUGAUGGAUAAAGACAACUUUGCUUCAAAAAACGAUGAAUCACAGGAGAACAUUAAAGAAUUACAGCUGUCCCUCUCUUACUAUUACAUUGAAUCUUCACACAAUACCUACCUCACAGGCCAUCAGCUCAAAGGAGAAUCCUCAGUAGAACUCUACAGCCAGGUCCUCCUGCAAGGCUGUAGGAGCGUAGAGUUGGACUGCUGGGACGGAGAUGAUGGGAUGCCCAUCAUUUACCAUGGACAUACACUGACAACCAAGAUCCCCUUCAAGGACGUGAUUGAAGCCAUUGAUCGCAGUGCCUUCAUCAACUCUGACCUGCCAAUCAUCAUAUCAAUUGAGAACCACUGUUCAUUGCCUCAGCAACGAAAAAUGGCAGACAUUUUCAAGACUGUAUUUGGAGAAAAACUGGUGGCUAAGUUCUUAUUUGAAAGUGAUUUCUCAGAUGAUCCAAUGCUUCCUUCCCCUGACCAACUUAGAAGGAAGGUGCUUCUCAAAAAUAAGAAGCUAAAAGCCCACCAGACGCCGGUGGAUAUCUUAAAGCAAAAGGCUCAUCAGUUAGCAUCCAUGCAAGCUCAGGCUUACAAUGGUGGGAAUGUCAACCCCCCACCUACUAAUAAUGAGGAGGAGGAAGAUGAAGAGGACGAGUAUGAUUAUGACUAUGAAUCUCUCUCUGAUGAUAACAUUCUAGAAGACAGACCUGAAAGUAAAUCGUGUAGCGACAAGCUUCAGUUUGAGUAUAAUGAAGAAAUCCCCAAGAGGAUAAAGAAAGCAGAUAACUCUGCUUGCAACAAAGGAAAGGUGUAUGACAUGGAGUUGGGAGAAGAAUUUUAUCUUCCUCAGAAUAAAAAGGAAAGCAGACAGAUUGCACCAGAGCUUUCUGACCUUGUCAUCUAUUGCCAAGCAGUAAAAUUCCCAGGCCUGUCAACUCUAAAUGCAUCUGGCUCUAACAGAGGAAAAGAAAGGAAAAGCAGGAAGUCCAUUUUUGGCAACAAUCCGGGCAGAAUGAGCCCUGGGGAGACGGCCUCACUUAACAAAACAUCUGGAAAAAGUUCCUAUGAAGGAAUGCGACAGGCCUGGGAGGAGUCUUCUUCCCCCCUCAGCCCAGCCACGUCCCUCAGCGCUAUCAUUAGAACUCCCAAAUGUUACCAUAUCUCAUCGCUGAAUGAAAAUGCCGCCAAACGUCUGUGUCGCAGGUAUUCUCAGAAACUGAUCCAGCACACCGCCUGCCAGCUGCUGAGGACUUACCCGGCUGCCACCCGCAUCGACUCCUCCAACCCCAACCCCCUCAUGUUCUGGCUGCACGGGAUACAGCUCGUGGCACUCAACUACCAGACAGAUGAUCUCCCUUUACAUUUAAACGCUGCCAUGUUUGAGGCCAACGGUGGCUGUGGCUAUGUGUUGAAACCCCCAGUUCUGUGGGACAAGAACUGCCCCAUGUAUCAGAAGUUUUCUCCCCUGGAAAGAGACCUGGACAACAUGGAGCCCGCUGUCUACUCUUUGACUAUUGUCUCUGGCCAGAACGUGUGCCCGAGCAACAGCACAGGAAGCCCGUGCAUCGAGGUCGACAUCCUGGGCAUGCCGCUGGACAGCUGCCACUUCCGCACAAAGCCCAUCCACCGGAACACUCUGAACCCCAUGUGGAACGAGCAGUUUUUCUUCCGGGUCCACUUUGAAGACCUCAUAUUUCUUCGUUUUGCAGUUGUGGAAAACAACAGCUCGGCGGUCACUGCUCAGAGGAUCAUCCCGCUCAAGGCUCUAAAGCGAGGAUAUCGACAUCUUCAGCUGCGAAACCUCCACAAUGAAGUCUUGGAAAUCUCUAGUUUAUUCGUAAACAGCAGAAGGAUGGAAGAAGUCUCCUCUGGCAGUUCCAUGCCGGCCUCUUUGAUGUUUAGUACAGAAGAAAGAAAAUGUCUGCAGACUCACAGAGUCACGGUGCAUGGGGUCCCAGGUCCGGAGCCCUUCACUGUUUUCUCUAUAAAUGGAGGCACCAAGGCAAAGCAACUUCUCCAGCAAAUUCUGACCACUGAACAAGACACCAAACCUAUUGCCACAGACUACUUUUUGAUGGAAGAAAAAUAUUUUAUAUCUAAAGAAAAGAAUGAAUGCAGAAAACAGCCGUUCCAGAGGGCCAUUGGUCCCGAGGAAGAGAUCGUGCAGAUUUUAAGCAGCUGGUUUCCAGAAGAGGGCUAUGUUGGCAGGAUUGUCUUAAAAACCCAGCAGGAAAACCUGGAAGAGAAAAGCAUUGUUCAAGAUGACAGGGAGGUGAUCUUGAGCUCGGAGGAGGAGAGUUUCUUUGUCCAAGUGCACGAUGUUUCUCCAGAGCAGCCGCGGACAGUCAUCAAAGCGCCGCGCGUCAGCACCGCACAGGACGUCAUUCAGCAGACCUUAUGCAAAGCCAAGUACUCCUACAGCAUCCUGAGCAACCCCAACCCGAACGACUACGUACUUUUGGAAGAGGUGGUGAAAGACACAGCCAACAAGAAGUCUUCUACCCCCAAGUCCUCCCAGCGGGUCCUUUUGGAUCAGGAGUGUGUGUUUCAAGCCCAAAGCAAGUGGAAAGGAGCAGGAAAAUUCAUCCUUAAGCUAAAGGAGCAGGUGCAGGCAUCCCGAGAAGACAAGAGAAAAGGCAUUUCUUUUGCAAGUGAAUUCAAGAAGUUCACCAAGUCAACUAAACAGCCCCGAGGACUCACAUCACCUUCUCAGGUCUUGGUUUCGGAAAGUGUCCAAAACAAAGAGGAGAGACCUGUGGGUGGCAGCGACACGAUGGACUAUCGACAGUGACCAUGGGCAGCGUGUUUAACCAGGUGAAGACCUUUUGGCAAGAAGUUAAAGUCAAGAAUGAGCGUGGUGGAAAAAUACGUAUUUUCCUUGCUUUCAUUCAACUUAAACUGGAAACUGAUGAUUUCUGGACCGAAGCUUUCAUCACACACGAUGUGAGGUCCACAUGGAGGACAAGCGAAAUGGCACAGGGCUAGCUACCAACCAUUUUCCUGAUGAAUGAAGCAAAGAAGCCCAGGAGAUUGUCCUUUUAUAAAUGUCAACAGUUGUUAAAAAGGAAAAAAAAAGAAAAGAAAUAUGACUAAGCUUGCAAUAACUGACUUAGAACAGGGGUCAG
Molecule: messenger RNA, 7819 nt
Organism: Myotis myotis
Lineage: Eukaryota; Metazoa; Chordata; Mammalia; Chiroptera; Vespertilionidae
Gene: PLCE1
Product: phospholipase C epsilon 1
Exons: 33
Coding region: 577-7485 (2302 amino acids)
Biological process (GO): phosphatidylinositol-mediated signaling; small GTPase-mediated signal transduction; lipid metabolic process
Molecular function (GO): guanyl-nucleotide exchange factor activity; phosphatidylinositol-4,5-bisphosphate phospholipase C activity
Source: RefSeq, a predicted model, not a curated record